Molecule: messenger RNA, 468 nt
Organism: Phycodurus eques (leafy seadragon)
Lineage: Eukaryota; Metazoa; Chordata; Actinopteri; Syngnathiformes; Syngnathidae
Gene: rps15a
Product: ribosomal protein S15a
Exons: 5
Coding region: 39-431 (130 amino acids)
Biological process (GO): translation
Cellular component (GO): cytosolic small ribosomal subunit; ribosome
Molecular function (GO): structural constituent of ribosome
Source: RefSeq, a predicted model, not a curated record
UCUACUUCCUCUUUCCGCCAUAUUGCAGAACCGGCAUCAUGGUGCGCAUGAACGUUCUCGCAGAUGCUCUGAAGUGCAUCAACAAUGCUGAGAAGCGUGGGAAACGCCAGGUCCUCAUCAGGCCCUGUUCCAAGGUCAUUGUGCGCUUCCUAACCGUCAUGAUGAAGCAUGGUUACAUUGGUGAGUUUGAGAUCAUUGAUGACCAUAGAGCCGGGAAAAUAGUCGUCAAUCUCACAGGAAGGCUAAACAAGUGUGGUGUGAUCAGUCCACGUUUUGAUCUCCAGCUCAAGGAUCUGGAGAAGUGGCAGAACAACCUUUUGCCCUCAAGACAGUUUGGAUACAUUGUACUGACCACCUCAGCUGGCAUCAUGGACCACGAAGAGGCCAGACGGAAACAUACAGGAGGCAAAAUUCUUGGAUUCUUUUUCUAAAAUGUAAACUGAAAAUAAAAUCAACCAGGGAAAGGUU